This is a messenger RNA of Diabrotica balteata, 1245 nucleotides long. Lineage: Eukaryota; Metazoa; Arthropoda; Insecta; Coleoptera; Chrysomelidae. The record is from the annotation of a GenBank genome assembly.
AUGCGUCCUGCAAUAUCACCACAUAAAAGACUUUCGGCAACUUUAAGAUUUUUGGCGACUGGAAGAAACUAUGAAGAUUUAAAGUUUUCUACUAUCAUCUCCCCCCAAGCAUUAGGCAAAAUAAUACCUGAAACUUGUGGUGCUAUUUAUUCAGUUCUUCGUGAGGAAUAUUUGAAAGGAGCACUCUAUAUACUACACCUUAUUGCCUUUGCUACAGCUGGAGUUAUCAGCCCUGUAUCAGAGAUAAUAGAAGGCCCAAGUUCCAAAACAACUGUGGUUGGUCCUGAUGGCAGCGUUAUAACUGCGGUUGCCCAAGGUGCAAAAAUUGUAGCAAAUGGAGAAACAGCUAUUGUAUCGGGACCUGAUACCGCAGCUGUUCUAAAGUCAGCAGAUGAACCAGCUGUACUCGAAACUAAAGUUCAACCAGUCGCGUUGGUUAAGUCACCCAUCGCUAUACCCGUUAUUGCAUCAAAAAGUGGUAUAUUGGAGCACGGACAAUUGGUAACUGACGAAAACAAUGUUUUAGUAAACGCACAUAUUGCCCCUGUAGCAGUUCACAGUUCUGCAAUAUUAGGAGCAAAAACCUCUUUAGUCAGUGGACACCUUCAACCCGUAAUAGGUGCACCUGUAGUAGCCACAAAAUCGCAGCCUAUUAUAGCUUACCAAUCUGGAAUUGUUGCUUCCAAAACUACGGAAUCCGAACAAUCACAAUCCAUUGUACAUCCUGCAACAUUACCAAAAACGACUUACGUAGAAUCAGCAAUUCCUAUUCAUGUUCCACUCGUAAAGACAAAUGCCGCUUUCAUCAGACCAGAACCUAUUAUCGCUAGUCAAGUUUCGCCUUUAGUAAGUGCUCAUAUUGCUCCUGCUGUCCAUUUUAAUUUAGAACCCUUAGCUGCAGUGGCUCCCUUAGUACACGAGAAGGCAACAAUUUUUCAUCACGCACAACCAGCUAUUCUUCCUGCUGUUCCGGUAGUUGAAACCAAAGCAGCUGUCACAGCUAAAGAACUGUCGCCCGUUGCAUCUGUUGUUGGUACCAAAACUACUAUUACAGGACAAGAACAAUCGAUUAUUCACCCUGGAACUAUACUAAAAUCUCAACCAAUUGUAGCUGUGAAAUCAGUACCAGUACUAGCUGAACAUAUCCAAUCUGUUCCUGUAGUAGCUGCACAACAUGUUCCUGUCAUAGGUACAAAAACUACUCUUUCAGAAAACGCCCAAACAGUAGUAUCACAUUCUUGGUAA